AUGAUGAGCACGAACCGCUGGGCAACCCAUCCCAAAAUCAAUCAAAUGCUUGCAGGCUUUCGGGUCACGGAACCACCUUGCAUACGUUUCUGGAACUUUAGAAAUGUACAAGCCAUAGCAUCUGAGUUCGCUCCUCCACUACAAAGGCUCACAAUCCAACAUAGACAACAACUCAAAACAAUCAAAGCAACCACCACCACCACCACCACCACCACCAAAAACAACAACAACAACAACAACCACAGCAUCUGGCAAAAUGAAGUUCUCUUCUGCCUGCCUUAUCUGCAGUCCUCGCACUUCCUUCUGUGUAAGGUUUCCUUAGUACAUCUAAGCCAAGGUUUGACCCAAAAUGCCCCAUCUGUGGAAGAAAGAAACAACCACCAUGAGAGGUUUCUUUGGGACAGUUUUCUACAGAGAUCAACAGGCAAUCAAGACCAAAGCAGCAGAUUAUCUUAUUACACUGGAAGAACACCUGGAGCAGGUAUCCAAAGAGAAACAGAUGACAUGAUCACUGCAUUGCCAGGACGAUGCAGCAAUCAAUCCCCAGAGGAAUUGUGGUUGGAGAACGUUUUGGAGAUUAUCAACAUUUAG
Messenger RNA from Seminavis robusta, 591 nucleotides. The record is from the annotation of a GenBank genome assembly. Lineage: Eukaryota; Bacillariophyta; Bacillariophyceae; Naviculales; Naviculaceae.